Molecule: messenger RNA, 1518 nt
Organism: Amyelois transitella
Lineage: Eukaryota; Metazoa; Arthropoda; Insecta; Lepidoptera; Pyralidae
Gene: Nufip
Product: nuclear FMR1 interacting protein 1
Exons: 3
Coding region: 183-1463 (426 amino acids)
Biological process (GO): box C/D snoRNP assembly
Cellular component (GO): nucleus
Molecular function (GO): RNA binding
Source: RefSeq, a predicted model, not a curated record
UGCUUAUCUCAUAACCUAGGUAACCUCACAGAGUGAUUGAAAUACUUUUUAUUAGUAUCUCUAACUGUAAUUCUCUGCGAUCUUAUUGCAAAUAUUAUUUUAUAUAAAGUAUUCAGACGCCUUAUCUUGUGUUGUAGCGUCUCGUAAAGCUUCGUAUUUCUUCUUUUAUAUAAAUAUUAACUAUGACUCAUUUUGCUGGCGCAAUUAAUAACAAACCCUUCGUUAAGUACAAUAGACAACAAGAAUAUAAACAUCCCAGUUUUCAGUGGAAUCCACCACCUCAAAAUAAACAAAUGCAUCAAAACAGAAAUACGCAGUAUAAUGGAUAUCAGCAUGGUUUCAAUAACUCUGAACAACAUUGGUGUGAAACUUGUGACAGAGGAUUCAAAACAUUGCAGCAACUUGAAGGACAUAAACAACAACAUCAGAAAUGUAAUAUUGAUGGUUGUCAAUUUGUUGCUCAUCCAAAAGUUAUUACAAAACACAUUCAAAUGCAACAUUCUUCAGGUUUAUAUAAAAGAAUAGCUAAAUUGGAUAACCCUGAAGAAAUAAAAAAAUGGAUACAAGAAAGAAAGAAAAAGUAUCCAACUAAAGAGAAUAUAGAGAGAAAAUCAGCAGAAACAAAGGAGAAAAUUGAGAGGGGUGAAAAAAUGGGGCUCUGUCAAGGCAGGUUUCAGAAAAAUGAUUCGAAAGGUUUUUCAAUGAAACGAAAGAACAAUUACAAUGAUGGAUGUAAUAAUCACAAAUUAAAAAGACAUGUCAAACAAAAUAAUUUCGAUAAAUCUAAUCAUUUAAAAGAUAAAUCUAAAAUUGAGGCACUACCAAAAAACAUUAAUACUAUUGCAUUUUCAAAUCAAACUAGGAAACUAAGACCAUUUGCUGGAAUUCAAAAUAUGUAUAUAGACAGUGACUCUAAUGAAGAAAUAGAACAACUUGAUUCCACUUUUGAUAUAGAAUAUGAUGAUUGUGAAACAUUACAUUCAAUUGAAGAAGUAAAGACUGAAAAGAUGACAUCAUUUUGUGGUGCUUUAACUUCGUUAAUGUGUAAUUAUGGAUCAUCAGAUGAAGAAAAUACAGAAGCUAAAUCAAAAAGUAUUCAGGAAGAAGACAAUUUGACUAUAAAAGAUAAUAAAGAUACAAAGUAUAUACAAAAAAUUAACACACCCAAAGUAGAUGUGAAUGACAAAAGUGAUGAUGAUAGUGGUCCUGAAGAAGCCACUGUGGUCAAGGUUAAUGAAGAUUUAAUUAGUAAUAAAUCUGCAGCCAACAUAAAUGUAACUUCUAAACCAGCCCCAAGAAGAAAUAUUCCUGUUAAAGAAAACAAGCGCUCACAUAUAAGACCUAAACCCAAAGUACCAUCAACACUUCUUCAAAAGUUACUGCAAAAAGAAGUCCGACAUGAGAGGAAUGUUAUUUUACAAUGCGUAAGGCAUAUUGUCAAGAAUAAUUAUUUUGAAAAUUAGCUACCUACUAGUGUUACUUAAUAUAUUUUAAUAAUAAAUAAAGUUUUUUUUAUUA